GCUGAUCGAUUCGUCCCAAUCAGAGACGCCCACUCUCCCUUAUCAGAAAAGUAUCAAACCACGAAACAACAUGAUUGUCUCUCGGCAUCUGAAAAGCUUCUGCGGGGUCAGGAGGCCUCUCACGAUCCUUUCUUCAGCAGGAGAGAGUCUAAUAGCCAGUCAUCUAAUGUGCCCAGAGUAACAAGUCCGAGUGUUCCACGGCUAGACCUACCAGCAGUUAUCGCAGUACGAACGCUAGUGUUUGAUGACGAAGAACCAAUGCAGACAUCUGAACGUGUUCUGUCCAGCUUGAACCCCGUGAUCAGGACAGGAAUUGCUGUUGAUGACGGGCAUGGCCGUGUUCUGCGUAGCGGUACGCAUGCCCAGCUCUUCAAUGCUUCAUUUGCUUCAGCGAAUGUCACCCGCGGAGAAGCUUCAGACAAAUAUCAAGGCUGCGUCGCCUCUGCUCUGGAGAUUGAUCGCGCUCGCGCCCAGCUGGAUGCCGUAAACUUCCAGAUGCUCCUAUCAAGUACGUACCUCGUUCAGCAAGCGAUGCAGAGUCCAAUUACGGUCUUGGACGCACCGAUGCUUCGAGAUGAUUUUUACUGCUCUAUUCUUGCCUAUUCUCCUAGUUGUCAAACCUUGGCUAUUGGUUUAAGAAACACCCUUUACACUUGGACUGAGAAACUAGGAGGCGUUCCCUCCCAGAGCGCCCGGCAGGACGGUAGCUGGAUAACCUCGGUGGGGUUUUCAUCGACUGAAGGACGGAAAAACAUCUUGGCCAUCGGACGGUCGAACGGCUCUCUGAUCCUGAAAUCAAUGUGUGACAGUCUUCCGCGCUUCGAAGUGCAACAUCCUUGCGGAGUCGCCUGCGUAAGCUGGCGUCCAUCGUCUACCUUGCGCCCAUCCAGUAACCCAAUUAAUCCGGGCGGUCCGACUAGUACUAAGGAUCUUAUUGUUGGAGACCAAGCCGGUACAUUGUUCUAUUACAUGGUUGAAUGGCCUCUCGGGUGGGAAGUGACCCGAGAUACUUGGCCAGGCAACAUGGUACUGAUCGCAAAGAUUUCCAUUCACAGCCAACAGAUAUGUGGCCUUGCGUGGUCAACUAGCGGAAAGCUUUUUGCAUCUGGAGGGAACGACGAUCUCUGUUGUCUCUUUGAUGUUGAUACAAUUCUUGGGGAGCGUGUCAAUAGGAAUAGGGAGACUUUUCAAGAUGGUACCCAGGCACUUCCUAGCAAUACAAACCUGGACCUAGGAUCGCAUACAUCCGCGGGCAAUGGCGAGGAGGAAGUUACACAUAAGGCAGAGAGUAGCGAAAGUAGUCUUUCCACUGACCCUAGCACAGAAAUCCAGACACGGAGAACCUCCCCGGCAACUGUUCGAAACUUUGGCCCCGGCGUUGAAAGGCACUGUUGGCCACACGGUGCUGCAGUCAAAGCCAUUGCGUUUUGUCCUUGGAGAGAAGGGUUGGUGGCAACUGGAGGUGGUUCCAACGACCAAUGUAUCAAUUUUUUUCACACCAGCUCCGGUGCUGCACUGGCUACCAUCACAGUAUCUGCUCAGGUGACGUCCUUGACAUGGUCAACAUCGAAACGGGAAAUCGCUGCGACUUUUGGCUAUACUCAGCCGGAACACCCGUUUCGGAUUGCCGUCUUCAGCUGGCCUAGCUGCAAGCAAGUAGCUGCUGUGUCCUGGGACCGUGGGAUGAGGGCGUUGUAUGCCAUUCCAUAUCCCAAUACUUCAGGGGGCCGGGGUUCUUCGGCCAACAACCGGCUUAGCCAAGGGGGCUGCCUUGUGGUGGCCUCGAGCGAUAAGACGGUCAAGUUCCACGAGGUAUGGUCCAACGAAGGAAAGUCCACAGUGGGCGGCGCUGGGACGCUGGGUAGCAGCGAUAUCUUGGAAAGCUUGGAAGGCAUUGACAAGGAAGGUGACAUUAUCCGC
Messenger RNA from Clonostachys rhizophaga, 1920 nucleotides. The record is from the annotation of a GenBank genome assembly. NCBI's taxonomy places the organism in Eukaryota, Fungi, Ascomycota, Sordariomycetes, Hypocreales, Bionectriaceae.